AGCGGUGGAAAAAGGAAGAGCACCAGAGUCGGUCUUUAGUUGUUAAACGGUUCUCAGACGUAAUAUUUUCUCGGCAAACACUGGGAUUAUUCGUUUUCGACCGGGUCACAUUUUCCCCGACUUUGCAGGAGGAGAGAGCUCCUAGCCAGCUGGACACUGGCCGGAGGCAGGAUCUUAUCCAGCGGCUGUGAACGGUGGACAUCGGCUGUGCAACGGCCGUUUUGAAUCAGCGUGCGUCAGUGAGCCUGCAGGCUCCACACUGGUGCUGAGGCAGGAUGAAGAGGUUCAGGCGACACGGCCAGGAGUCCCAGAGAGAUCGACUCAAACAGGAACUCUUCCAGUUCAACAAGACAGUGGAGCAUGGUUUCCCCCACCAGCCCAGCGCUCUGGGCUACAGUCCCUCCCUGCAGCUGCUGGCCAUCGGCAACCGCUCCGGGGCCAUCAAACUGUACGGAGCUCCAGGUGUGGAGUUCAUGGGUCUACACGAUGAGAACGCUGCCGUCACACAGGUGCACUUCCUCCCCCACCAGGUUGAACUGGUGACUUUGCUGGAUGACAACAGUCUGCACAUGUGGACUUUAAGAGCCCACAAGGGACUGUCAGAGCUUCUGGAGAUAGGACGCUUCAUGCUCACGGGACCACCUGGUGCUCCCCCAAGUGUGACCAGAGUGACGGCAGUGCUGGCCCACUCCUCAGGGGAGCUGCUGCUGUUGGGGACAGAGGGAGGACAUGUCUUCAUCGUUGAAGUCCCCGGGUUCAGAGAGCUGGAGGAGAGGAACAUUAGUCUGGACCAAGUCGCCAGCAGUGUACCAGAUGACUACAUUGGCCGCAGAAACCUAGAACACGUAGAAGCCUUACAGGAGAACCCAGUCAACCCAAACCAGGUUGUUAUCGGCUAUGGACGAGGUCUCAUGGUCAUCUGGGAUCUGGAGAAACAGUGUGCCAUCCAGCACAUCCCUGCCACACAGCAACUGGAGAGCGUGUGGUGGACAGAGGACGGGAGCUACAUUCUCAGUUCUCACAGUGACGGGAGUUACUGUCGAUGGAUGGUGGGAGCGGAGGAUGUGAACGAGGAGGAGGAGAAGUCAGACAUUCCCUACGGACAUUUCCCCUGCAAGGCCAUUUCUAAAAUAGUUCAGCUGCCAACAGAAGAAGGACCUCCAUUCCUGCUGUUCAGUGGCGGCAUGCCAAGGGCCAGUUAUGGCGACAGACACUGUAUCACAGUGAUCCACAGUAAAACACAGGUGGCUCUGGACUUCACCUCCAGGAUCAUCGACUUCUUCGCCAUCAGAGACGGACCGCAGCACACAGGAGACCCCAGUGCGCUGGUGGUCCUGGUGGAGGAGGAGCUGGUAGUGAUUGACCUGCAGACAGAGGGGUGGCCGGUCAUUCAGACACCGUACCUGGUUCCCCUCCACAGCUCGGCCAUCACCUGCUCCCACCACAUCUCCGCCAUCCCCCUCAAACUGUGGGAGAGGGUCAUCGCUGCCGGAGACCUGCAGAACACACACUACUCAAAAAAGCCAUGGCCAAUCACAGGAGGCCAGAACCUGGCCGCAGACCCUCCACAGAGAGACCUGCUGCUCACAGGGCACGAGGAUGGGACAGUGUGUUUCUGGGAUGCCUCAGGAGUCUGUCUGUAUCCCAUGUACAAGCUGAGCACAGCUGGAGUGUUCCACACUGACGCCGACCCCAACGACAACAUGAACCAAGGAACCGAAGGAGAGUGGCCGCCGUUCAGAAAGGUCGGCUGUUUUGACCCGUACAGCGACGACCCGAGGCUCGGCAUUCAGAAGAUCCACCUUUGUAAAUACAGUGGUUACCUGACUGUGGCUGGCACAGCUGGACAGAUCCUGGUGCUGGAGCUGAACGACGAGGCAGCAGAGCAGACUGUGGAGGCUAAAGUCGUGGACCUGCUGCAGGGCCAGGAGGGAUUCCGCUGGAAGGGCCACACUCGGCUGGAUGUGCGAGAGGAGCCGGUCCUGUUUCCUCCAGGCUUCCAGCCCUUCGCUGUGGUCCAGUGCCAGCCUCCUGCUGUGGUCACCGCCCUCACCCUGCACUCAGAGUGGAAGCUGGUAGCUUUCGGCACCAGCCACGGUUUCGGCCUCUAUGACUACCAACAGAAGAACAACGUCCUCAUCAAGUGCACCCUAAACCCCAGUGACCAGCUUGCCAUGGAGGGUCCUCUGUCCAGGGUGAAGAGCAUAAAGAAAUCCCUCCGACAGUCCUUCAGGAGAAUCAGACGCAGCAGAGUCUCGCUGAGGAAACAUCACGUCAACAACGCCGCGAAGGUACUCCCAUAUCCAGCACUAACCCUGUCUCAUCAUCAUGUAGAACAGAGAGAAACCUUCAUCACUCUGUUCCCUCUCGAGCAGCUUCAGGAUGCGAACGCUCGUCUGGAGGCUGAGCUGGCAGAAAUGGAGCUGGCUCCCGUCCAGAGGAAGAUCGAGGCUCGCUCCUCAGACGACUCCUUCACCGGUCUCGUGCGGACGCUCUACUUUGCCGACACCUUCCUCUCAGACAGUUCACAUAACUCACCCUCCCUAUGGGCAGGAACAAACGGUGGCUGUGUGUUUGCGUACAUGCUCCGCCUUCCUCCUGUGGAGCACAGAGCAGACGAACCUGUCACAGCACAGCCGGCUAAGGAGAUCCAGCUGAUGCACCGGGCUCCUGUUGUUGGUAUAGUGGUGCUGGACGGUCACGGCGCUCCUCUCCCCGAGCCCCUGGAGGUGGCUCACGACCUGGCUCGCUCCCCUGACAUGCAGGGAUCACACCACCUCCUAGUCAUAUCUGAGGAGCAGUUUAAGGUUUUCACCCUGCCUAAGGUCAGCGCUAAGAUGAAGCUGAAGCUGACGGCCGUGGACGGCUCCAGAGUACGGAGGGUGGGCGUCGCCUGGUUCGGCAGCAGUCGGUCGGAGGACUACGGCGAAAGUGGCCUCGUGGUUCUGACCAAUCAGGGCGACGUCCACGUGGUGUCGCUGCCUGCGGUCAAGAUGCAGGUUCAGUACCCCUGCAUCCGCCGAGAGGACGUGAGCGGCAUCGCCUCCUGUGUCUUCACCAAGCACGGCCAGGGCUUCUACUUGAUCUCUCCCUCUGAGUUUGAACGGUUCUCCUUGUCCACCCGCUUCGUGGUGGAGCCUCGCUGUCUGGUCGAGGUUCCUCGUCAUCCAGGCACCUCCAACCAACGCAGGCCACUGCGAGAUGGAGCUUCAUCUGCUCAUGGAAAUUCCAGACAGGACAGCGAGGACGCAGAAAGCGCAGCUAGACGUGUUAUGGAGCAUGCUUUGCUGAAUGAUGAGAAAGUGCUGCAGGAGAUCCAGAAGUCACUAGAAGGUGAUCAGACGUCAUUCCUGGAGAAUAAUGUGAAGAGUGCUGUAGCUUGAGAGACGCUGCUCGACAGUGGAGACAACUGACUUGUCGAUGUGUAUGAAGCGUUCUGCAGUCCUGUAGCCAUAACCACUACUGUCCCCUGGCCCCUCUCCUCACUGACUGACCUCCCCACUGACUCUGAGCUCACCUCGGCCCCUCGUACAGAGACACCUAAGGGCUCUCAGCGGGAGUGCGCUCGGAGCACCGCGAAGCUGUUCUGAAGACUAGCAGCGCAGACGGAGGUUGAAGGAAGAGACACCACCUGUGCCUAAAGACCACACACUGUACACGCGUCAUCACAGCAUGGUCACAGCCAUUUAACCCAAAGCUACAUGAAGUACAUUCCUGACAUGUGACCACUGCCACAACUCAUCGAUGCCAGCGUCGAACCAGCAUCUCACAUCGGCCACAGACGCCACUUGUCGAAGUCGUUUGACUCACACAGCGACCACGCCUACGUCAUCCUGCGAGGCUUCAUCACCGCCAGUCUUUGUCCGCUCUGCUGUGCAUCUCACUGGCCUUCAUCCCCCCACGUGGACGUACAGCUGGAAGGACUGGGAGGGGUGAUCUGAAUAAUGAAGAUGAAAAUAUUUUGUAGCUGAAUUUUAUGUGAUUUGUGCCUGUUUUUAUUUGAACUUCAGAUUUUCUAUGGAGGCCCAUUUCUGCCAGGAAAAGGAAAAAAAUCAGAUGGAAAGUUAGGCAUGAUUAAAAUUAUUUAUUAUUUUCUAAACUCAUGGUGAGUCACAAUUAUGAGAUAUUAGAUAAAAAACAAGACACUCAGGCAAACAUCUGAGAUAUUAAAACCAAAUUAUGAUAAACUAAAAAAUUGACUUUGAAAUGCCUAAGGAAUUAUUUUUAAGCGUGAGCAAGUCACACUUAUGAGAUCCUAAGUUAAAAUCAACUUUAUUCAAGACAAAAUUAAUUGAUUAAUUAAUUACUUUUUUUUUUUUUUUACAUGGUAAGUCAGUAUUUAUUUUGUCAUAAUUUUCAGUAAUUGUCAGUUUUUACUUGCUUAUGUCAAUUUUGAUGUAGAAUUGCAAUUUUUACUUUCGUGAUUAUCUUUUAUUGAAUCAUAUUUUUACCCAAAAGUUAGUUCUACUCGAGAUGUAAGUUUUACUUGGUAUCUCAUAAUUUUGUGUCACAUGAUCUUUUUUACCGGAGUAAUAAUUUUGAUUUAGCAUCUCUACCUUUGAUCCAGCGUCAUAAUUUGUUCCCAAAUCAUAAUUUUGGCAUCAACAGCUUAUUACUUAGUACCUCCAUUGUUUUGCCUAUUUAAAUAUCAUACUUAAUAGUUCACCAAGUUUGACUAGUUAAUAUCAUUUUGAGUCAAUUGAAAAGUUACUAUCUCAUAGUCUUGGCUUUUUUAAGUCAAAACUUUGACUAAGUGAGAGUUUUUAUUUUUGACAUUCCUUCCAUUUCAUCUUUUUCUUUUUCCUUUUUUUUUUGGCAUAAAUUAGCUUCUAUGCUUUUCAGAUAAACUGUCAAGGGAAGAUGUUUUUAAUGACGACCCAGAAGAGAAAAAAAAUUUACAUUGUUUUAUGUAUGUUGAAUCAAACUGUUAUUUUUUAUUUUAUUUUUCAGUCAUAAUUAACUGAAUUAGUAAUAGCAUUAUUGUAUUGCACCACUGUAUCCUGCUAACACAGGCCUCUCCCCUCCCAUCCACUUUUAUACCAUGAUAAGAUAACUGGCCAUAGGUACUUCUCCACUACUGCGGCGCUCACAAUGCUGUACUGUUAUUUUGGAGAGGGGGGCAGGUUUCUAUGGGGGAGUUCUUUUUCAAUUAUUUUUAUGUAAACCAUUUUUUUUUAUGCCAGCAAUGAAUAAUGUAAUUUAGGAAUGUAAUUGUAAGCUAUUGUAGUGAAAUGUUUUUAAUAUAUACAGUAUAUAUGUGCCCACUGUACCUGUGGGCCUGUUGUAACUGGGGUUGGCUGCUAUUUAGAUCAUACAAGGAAAUAUUUUGGUACUGUGUCUCAGAAUGCUGGGUAUUUUAGCAUCAACCUAGAAUAUAUUUUUGUAGUGACUCGAUUAAGAAUCCAAUUUUUUUUUUUUUUUUUUGAUUUGUAACUUCACACUACAGUUUCUUGUGGAUAAUUAUUAUUACAUGUCUUUUCCCAAGAAUGGAUGCGUCUCUUUAUUUUUCUUAGUACACUCGCACAUCUUCACUCUGUAACUGAUAUUUUUCCACAUCAUUCAUCUACAAAGAAAUGUGUAUGAAUGAGUUAAACAUUUAGA
Molecule: messenger RNA, 5601 nt
Organism: Seriola dumerili (greater amberjack)
Lineage: Eukaryota; Metazoa; Chordata; Actinopteri; Carangiformes; Carangidae
Gene: llgl2
Product: LLGL2, scribble cell polarity complex component
Exons: 26
Coding region: 276-3383 (1035 amino acids)
Biological process (GO): regulation of protein secretion; regulation of establishment or maintenance of cell polarity; establishment of spindle orientation
Cellular component (GO): plasma membrane; cortical actin cytoskeleton; cytoplasm
Molecular function (GO): GTPase activator activity; myosin II binding
Source: RefSeq, a predicted model, not a curated record